Molecule: messenger RNA, 1497 nt
Organism: Penicillium chermesinum
Lineage: Eukaryota; Fungi; Ascomycota; Eurotiomycetes; Eurotiales; Aspergillaceae
Product: Sds3 domain-containing protein
Exons: 2
Coding region: 1-1497 (498 amino acids)
Biological process (GO): negative regulation of transcription by RNA polymerase II
Cellular component (GO): Sin3-type complex
Molecular function (GO): histone deacetylase binding
Source: RefSeq, a predicted model, not a curated record
AUGGCCACUCCAGGGCCCCCAUCGCCCGGCACCGGGGCCACCCACCAGGCCGGUUCGCAUGCUCGCGGUCGUUCCAAUAGCCCUCUGGGAGGCUUCGGUCUUUCGAAGCGCGACAAGCGACGUUCCGCUCUGCAAGAACGGUUGCAAGAUUUGACAACGGUGUUUAGUCAAAACCGCGAUGCUCAAUUCCGUCAACAGCUUCAUGGGCUGCAAUGCGACAUGACCCUCAUUAACAACGCGAAUCCCUACCUUCCUGGCCCAAUGCCAGACUCUUGGGAAGAGAUCUCAGGGCUCAUUGAGGACACUGUUGGCGGCGGCAACUUUGCCCGCGAGAUGGCAAGUCUGUCGGGGAGCUGGUAUGCCAAGUUUGUGCAGGAGGUGAACAACAUCAAGGAAGCCAAGGACUCGGACCUCGCGGCAGCAAUGGUCCGCCACCGCGACAGCCUUGGACGCUACCGUCGAGACCGCGAUUUUCGGGCACGCUUUGCGCAUGAAGAAUUCAGCCACCUCGCCAACACCCUCCGCGAGCGCCUUAUGCAGAGCAUCUCUUCCAAGCGCUCUCGUCUCACCCGUGAGAAAGAUCAUCUCGACAUAGCAGACACCAAUGCUCUGCUUCUCCACCCCAACCAGUUCAGCAUCACCAACCCCGCGAGCCCAGGCGGUGUCCACAGCAAUCGCAAGACUCGUCACACUCGACACCGCGUGGACCUAGAUGACCUGGGCAAUGGCAUCGCCUCGGAGACGAACAAGCGUAAGCGCAAGGCCCCGGAGGAAGACACUGGAUCUCCCGCGCGGGACACGGGCGGCACAACCCCGGCCGAGCGAUCCAAGGUUGUUUUCGCCCAGCAGUCUGCACCCUCAUACUCGCUGCACUCCCUCUUCACAGACAAGGAGCUCAGCACCCACGCCAACCACGCGCACGUCGCAACCGUCCAUUUCUUCUCCACCUCCAAGCGUUCCGAGGUCCCGGGCACAACAACCAACGGCAACAAUACCGAGGCCGAGGACACCCCCGAGGCGACGGAAGACAAUUCGACCCCGAUGGCACCGGACAUGGCGCGCACAGCAAGCCACAACUUUCACUCAACGCGUUCGACCCGCGGGACCGCCGCGAACGCCCUCUCCACCCUCGCCGAGCUGGCUGACAAGCCCGCAACCCGGCCCCCGCUCCCUUACCAUAUUCUGGCGAACUACACGGCCCGUCCCAACGGCAAUGCUCCGCAGCUGGCCUCGCUGCUUAAUGACGAAGUCGACGACGAUGUGGCUCGUAUUGAGCGCCUCCGGGCGAAACAGCCCGGCUGGAUCGACUCGUCGCUGCUGGAGCUUGUCGUUGGGGAGCGCGACGACGUGGAGUCUCGCCCAACAUCCAUGCACCCGGAUUUCCCCUCGGCAUCGGGCCUGCAGCUGAUACCCGCCCAGGGGAACCUAGGUGCAGAGAUGUUCCCAUCGAUGGCUAUGGAACGGGAGCGGAGCAGCAAGCGAACUCGUCAGCAUUAG